AUGGGAACCAUCAGCAGCGCCCACUUACGCAACUCUACGGACCUCAUCGAACGGAUACGUCACGUGGACCUUGCGGGGAAGAAGAUGGCCAGCUUCGAUGUGAAGGCUCUCUUCACGAACGUACCAGUGGUUGGGGCAAUGAAAGCGGUGCAGAAAGUAAUCGAAAGUGUUAGUGAAAGUGAAUUACCAGUGAACAAGACGGAUUACAUAAAACUAGUGUCUCUGUGUGUGAAGUUUGGGUGCUUUACGUUCGGUGAGGAGGAGUUUGUGCAACACAGAGGUUUAGCCAUGGGUUCCCCCCUAAGUGCAGUUAUGGCUUCCCUCUACAUGGAGUUACUCGAAAGCGAGAGUUUAGUGCGUGUGAUGGGGAGCGAAUCACUGUGGUUUCGUUACGUUGAUGACAUUAUAGUAAUAAUGCCGACAGACACCAACGUUAACGACAAACUCUGUAAGCUCAACGAAGUAAAUGAGCACAUACAGUUUACAGUGGAGGAGGAAGUUAAUGGUGUGUUGCCGUUUCUAGAUACCGUGAUUCACCGAAAAAAUGAAAGAGCGAUAUUUUCCGUAUACAGAAAACCCACUAACAAGGAUGAUUUUGUCCACUUCUUUUCACGGCACGAUAUGAAAACCAAAUCAGGCAUAGUAAUAGGGUUCUUCUUACGUGCCUUCAGAGUGUGCAGUGAUGAAUUCUUACACGAUGAGUGCGCAUACAUCGUGGAAGCAUUCAAAAGGACUGGCCUGAGGAUAAUCCACUGCGCGGGGAAGAAAACGAAGGACAUCGUUACCAACAACCCUCCACGAGCAGAAAACGAGGACAGCGUUAUCUACAAGAUACCGUGCAGUGGAUGUUCGUCGUCUUAUAUUGGCGAGACAGGGCGAGGACUGAAGAAGAGGAUUUAUGAACAUAAAAAUGACAUGCGCCACCACAGGACCUCUAACUCGCUAGUGGUGCACGCCCGGGACAAAGGCCACCUACCAAACUGGGUAGGAGCGACGACCCUACGCAAAGGAUUAAAGAAGAGGGAUAGGAAAACAGUCGAGGCAGCAUACAUCACCACAGAGGAGGAAACCACAAACCACAGAGAAGGAUUUGUCUGCCUAUCCCGCGCAGCGGCGCAGCUCACCAUCUCAGCUACUGGGAGGCCACCUGGAAGAGACCAAUCAGCGCACUCCACUUUCCAGCGCACCGCGACGUGA
This is a messenger RNA of Portunus trituberculatus (swimming crab), 1197 nucleotides long. RefSeq lists its product as uncharacterized. NCBI's taxonomy places the organism in Eukaryota, Metazoa, Arthropoda, Malacostraca, Decapoda, Portunidae. The transcript is spliced from 2 exons. The record is from RefSeq and is a predicted model, not a curated record. The coding region runs from base 1 to 1197 and encodes 398 amino acids.